Wyeomyia smithii (pitcher-plant mosquito) is the source of this 1067-nucleotide messenger RNA. It is a transcript of the gene Ankrd49, whose product is annotated as ankyrin repeat domain-containing protein 49. The transcript is spliced from 2 exons. Gene Ontology annotation, molecular function: protein binding. The record is from RefSeq and is a predicted model, not a curated record. Bases 338 to 1033 code for a protein of 231 amino acids. NCBI's taxonomy places the organism in Eukaryota, Metazoa, Arthropoda, Insecta, Diptera, Culicidae.
UGAAUCAUUAAAAUUGACGUUACGAUAACAACAUCGUCGAUGCUUCUUCCACAAAUCGUAUUGCAUCGCAUUUAUAUAAUAAAAAAUUGCGUGCAUCAAGAUAACAGAAAUAGUUUAUUCGUAUGAUUCAGGGAGGGAAUUUUAAAUCGGACUUAGGUUUUUAUCGAUAUAUGGUGCUUUAGUCUUUCUACAGCCAAAUAAUACUACGAUGGCACAGUAAAUUCUGCGAACUUUUCACUCAAAGCCACAGACAAAUUAACUAAAUUCAUGCACUGUUAAAUAACGUCUCCGUGGACAGUACAAAAAACAACAAAGAAACAAUUAUAUUUUUAAAGGAAUGAAUAAACCAAAAUCCGGCAAGGAAUGGGAAACGAUUGCCCGUUCGAUAGAAGAUGACAAGCAGGAAGAAAUCGAAACACUGGAAGAUUUGGAGGAGAAAAUGCGGAACACCCCCAGAGGAAUGUUUGUUAGCGGCUGGGAAGACCCGGAUGAUCUUAUUGAGGAAGACAAGGAUCCUAAAGCGUCACUUGAACGAUUAGCAUUAUGGGCUGCUGGGGAAAAUAAACUGGAGGUUUUAGAAGAGGUCCUCCGUAAAAAGCCGUCAGUAGUCUCAGCCGUGGACGACGAUGGUUAUACUUCGCUACACAAGGCCUGCUACAAUAACAAUCGGAUAAUGGUCGAAUUACUUUUGAGGUACGGUGCUAAUCCUAACGCACGUACCGAACUCGGCUGGACGCCUCUACAUUCGGCAUGCAAAUGGAACAGUGCAGAAUGUGUCGCACUACUGCUACAGCAUGGUGCUGAUAUCAAUGCCGUUUCGCAAGGAGAACAAACACCAUUACACAUCGCGGCCAGCGUGUCAAACUGCAGAAGUACGCUUAUGACAUUAUUAAUGGACGAACGGAUAAAGAUAGAUUUAUUAAACAACUCAGGUGAAACGGCCGCUGAUAUUGCAAAGCGAACUGGCCUUUCCUAUCCACUGUUUAAAAUGGGCCAUUCGGCUUUAACAGUAGAAACAGGAUUACUGGAUUAAUGUUAAAAAGAAAAAAUAGAACACUCGAAAAGUA